AUGUAUUCAAAUCCUGCCGCUCGAAAGUCCAUCGACAGCCUUGCUUCGCCCACGUCUCCGCUCACCCAUCGGACAGACUUCCCGUUCCAUAGUGGAAGGCAUGGCUCUGUCAGCACCAGGCGAGGCUCGACCGCGAGCUCCUUGCACUCGGUCGGCGGCGCAUUGGAUCAGGGCAGCUGGAGCAGUAGCAAUACCAUGCUGGAAGCAGGACAGAAUGCAAUAUCUACGCUCCUGCAACCACCCAUCGUCCGAACCGGCCUCGUCCCCCACACGUCCGCUCCAGCGUCGAGUGCCCACAGGCCACCGACAAUCAGAGACAUACCUCCGGUGACCCUGACCAACAUCCAGAAAGUGAACCCUGCCGAGUUCCAGCCAUACCUCAAGCAGGUCGGCGCCCUCUACACGCAGCUAAAACAGGUCAAGGCGAGCGAGGAGGAGGACACGUUGCAUCGAAACAGCCGUGGGAAACCAGAUGAGCUCAUGGAGCCCUUCGAGGACAACCGACUGCGCCCGGGCAGGCGGCCGCAGGGGUCUCGAAAAGCGUCUGUGUCCUCAAUAUCGUCUUGGACAAAUGUGGACGCGCCGAGCCCCGUGCGAAGGUCCAGUUCGAGCUAUGCUAGGAAAUCCGCGCAGGGUCCACCACCACUCUCCACGAUCCCGCUGGUCUACUUCGAGGAAGACUUCCAUCUGGAGAACCCCAGGACAUUCGAUGUUGUAAGCGAGAGGUCGGAGGUGGUGCGCAAGGAGGACAAGAACUCAAACGGGGAUGCGCCAGCGCCUCGGAAGACCUUGUCAACGAAUGCGAUCCUCCAGGAAAAGCUAUCGUGGUACAUGGACACCAUUGAGAUGCACCUCAUCUCUUCCAUAUCUACGGCUUCGACCACAUUCUUCAGUGCUCUGGGCUCCUUGAGGGAACUCCAUACAGAGGCAGCAGAAUCUGUGGACAAGAUCAAGACGCUGAGGCAAGAACUAGAGGCUCUGGAUGAGGAGAUAGUACUCACUGGGCUCAACACAAUUCAGCAGCAACGGCGACGUGAGAAUGUUCAGCAACUACACCAUGCUGUUCUGCAACUUAAAGAGAUACUGAGUCAGCUAGUGAAGUGCGAGUCGCUGGUUGACGAAGGGGACGUGGAUGCUGCCCUCGACAGCAUCGACUCGCUCGAGAGACUCAUAGCCGGUGAAGAGGACGAGUUCAGGCCUUCAGCCCCGGCAUUACGGGAUGUCCAGCUUAUCGAUCUACGAAGUGCCACUGCGCUCCAGGGUGUCAGUGACGACGUUUAUACCUUGCGAUCACGAAUCGGCAAGGCUUACGAGACGAGAUUUGUGACAAGCCUCAUGGCCGACCUUCGACGUCAUGUUGGGGAAGUGUCAAACCAGGAGGUCCUCACGCGCUGGCAUACUGCGUCUAUGCGAGCUAGAGGCGGCCGUACUCGCGAGGCAUCUGCGUUCCCAUCAUACCUGGGCUCCACCGACGAAGUCCGGGCAAAACUUAUUGAAAGCCUGGCAGGUCUCUACAGGGCAAAACAGAUUGGCGUCGCCGUCACAGCAUACAGGGAAUCUGUGAUUAAGGAGAUCAAAAGUCUUGUGAAGCAAGGCCUGCCCAGCUCAAAUGACGACGACAAUGCGUCUAUGAUGUCUGCUUCAACUGCUACUGGCGGGCGGCAUCUCUCCCAGAGGGAGAAGUCAUCCAUCCUCGCGCGAAAUCUGCGCGCCAUGGACCCUGGUGACGCAGAGGAAUUGUUGGUGAAGAUUUACGUCAGUGUGACUGAGACUUUGAGGAGAGCAUCAAUACAGGUCAAGGUGAUGCUGGACGUCGCAGCAUCCAUUGAAGAUGGGUCGAUCCCAUCCGGUCUCAAGUCGCCACCCCUUAAAUCACCGCCUUUGAGCCCAGGUGCGAGAAGACAGUCCAUCGCAGGACUCGAGGCCCAAGAGGAGAUUCACAAGGUCAUGGACUUGUCGUCGCUCCUCGGGAACUGCAUUGACAUAGCUCAAGACAAGGUUGUGAGGGUGCUACGGGUCCGGUCCGAGCAGAGCACACAUCUGGAGCUGGUCUGGUUCCUCCGAUAUUUUACUCUCAACCUGCAUUUCGCCAACGAAUGCGAGUCAAUAUCUGGAAGGGGGGGCACACAACUGAAAGACGAGGUCAACGACCACAUCAAAAGAUUUGUUGCAAGCAAUGGAGACCGUGAGCAGCAAAAGCUCGCUCAGGGCAUGGAAUCUGAUCAGUGGGGCGCGAUCGAUUUUACCGAGAAGCACACUGCUCAGCUGAGCCGGAUCCUGGAAUGCAGUACGAGCGAUCCAAACGACUGGAUUCUUGGCACACAGGUCUGGAUUCCAUAUCCUGAUGGGGACGAGGAGGUUAAUGGCGUUGAAAAUGCACCCCAGAGCAACGGAUCAGGAAAGUCCAAGGCUGUCAUCGAUUCCGAGGCUUUUGUGCUGCCGAACUCUGCCGUAUACUGCUUGGAGGGCAUGUCGAACUUCCUGCACCUAAUUGUCGGCAUUCCAUCCAUCACAUCAGACGUCGCGAAGUCUCUUGUGAAGUACCUCCAAUUUUUCGACUCCCGCUGUAAGCAGCUAAUCCUCGGAGCCGGUGCUACAAAAUCCGCCGGCCUGAAAAACAUCACCACUCGACAUCUGGCCUCGUCCUCGCAAGCGCUGUCAUUCAUAGCCACUUUGAUACCCUAUGUUCGCGAAUUCAUCCGACGGCAUGGCGGCUCGGGCGGGGCUGCUUUAAUGGCAGACUUUGACAAGGUUAAACGGGACUACCAAGAGCAUAUGCAAACCAUUUUCGACAAGCUUGUGGAGAUCAUGAGCGGGAGAGCUGGGGCACACGCCAAAACCGCGAAGGCGAUCGAGUGGGACAAGGACGAGAAAAGCCCACACCCAUAUAUCGAGACGCUUGUCAAGGAGACGUCACUUUUGCACCGCAACCUUGUCAAGCACCUGUCGGAAGACACCGUGCGCAUGAUCAUGAUUCCCGUCUUCGCCAGCUUCAAGGAGCAGUUCGGGUCCGCGUUCCAGGAGGCGGAUCCAAAGACCGAGGCUGGUCGGGACAGCAUGCUGCGCGACAUAGAACUCUUCAAGGCGAAGCUAGAACACAUCGACGGCUUCGGGGACACGGGCGACUACUUGGUGGGUAUCAUCAACUCGAAACAGGUCAAGAGCGCCUCCCCGCGUCCGAGUGAGACCAAUGGCGAGGACAAGGCUGCGGCAGAAGACAAGGCUGCGGCAGAAGACACGUCAGAGGCCAAAGACACAGGACGCGGCAGUGAGGAGAAGAAGCCUGCGCAAGCGGGAUUCGACGGUGCCACACGCCCUCAGUAA
Messenger RNA from Diaporthe citri, 3324 nucleotides. RefSeq lists its product as uncharacterized. The transcript has 3 exons. The coding region runs from base 1 to 3324 and encodes 1107 amino acids. Gene Ontology annotation, molecular function: syntaxin binding. NCBI's taxonomy places the organism in Eukaryota, Fungi, Ascomycota, Sordariomycetes, Diaporthales, Diaporthaceae. Gene Ontology annotation, cellular component: GARP complex. Gene Ontology annotation, biological process: Golgi to vacuole transport; retrograde transport, endosome to Golgi. The record is from RefSeq and is a predicted model, not a curated record.